Hipposideros armiger (great roundleaf bat) is the source of this 3038-nucleotide messenger RNA. RefSeq names its product fibronectin type III domain containing 9 (gene FNDC9). Bases 447 to 1112 code for a protein of 221 amino acids. The record is from RefSeq and is a predicted model, not a curated record. NCBI's taxonomy places the organism in Eukaryota, Metazoa, Chordata, Mammalia, Chiroptera, Hipposideridae. Gene Ontology annotation, molecular function: protein binding. The transcript has 2 exons.
UGAAAUCAUUGUCCAAAGAGGGUCUAGGUGGGGCAAAAAACAUAAAACAAAAACAAACAAACAGGUAACUAACCAAUUAGAAAAUGUAGGAGCUUUGGAAGAAUUAGUACCACUUGAACAAUCAGUUUGCAGCAGAUUGCCAGCCUUUCCCCCCUCUCAAAUACACGAGAGCUCCUCUCACUAGGCAAAAGCCUUUCCAGGCUGGUCCCGGAAAGCAUCGUGCGUACAGAUGCCUGCUGGUUGCCAUGGUGAAUGAUGCUGACCUGAAGAAAUGAAUAAUGUGAGCGUUGGGGCGACAGUGGGAUUACUCAGACGGUGGCUGCGAGAGAGACAUCAAGGAGCGCCCAGAGCAGAGGAGAGAAGGCACCAUUCCCUAGGCUUGGGUCCACUCUGCCUCUGACGGCUACGCUUUAACCAGAUCCUCCUCGGCAAGCACCAGGAUCAGGAUGAACAUCGAGGUUGGGAACGUUUCCUAUACGGGAGCCAUCAUUUCCUGGUCAUCCUCGGAGCCCUGCCUGGAGGACUAUUAUCAUAUUAUGUACAGGCCCAACUGGAACAGCAUCUUCUCUGGCUAUCUUCGCUACAGCUUCCACCACGAGGAGAAAGUGCCUCGAACAAUCAGCUCGGUGGUGCUGGAGCACCUCACCCCUUCCACUCUCUACUUUCUGUGCAUCAGCUGCAAGAAGAUUGCCUUCCCCUACAGGCACUACUGCACCAUGUUCCACACGCUGGAUAAGAGUCCGCUGGCCGCGGGGAGCUCCCUGGUAGACCCGCAGAUCUCCCUGUGGGUGCUGAUGGCUAUCCUGCUGGCCUGCUUCACAGCCGUCUUAGCUUUCAUCUGCCUCCAGUUCUGGUGCGUCCGCUGCCAUGAGCCUCGUUGGUCUUACAGAGCUGGCAACAUGGAGGAAGCCAAUGGGUUGGUGAGAUGGCCCGAGGAGGCCCCGAGUCUUGGUCAGAGGGAGGAAGACCUGCAAGGGCUCCCCCUGGUGGAAAUGCCACGCAAGGAUUCCGGAGCUGGAGCAGAACCGGAAGCUGAAGCUGAAGACGAACAGGAGGCCCUCCAGGAGGAGGGUAGCGAUCAACAUGCCAUCCUGCCUCGUUCUGGGGACUGAGAGGUGGGGAGGAGGCAGCACGCAUCAUGUAGCUUAAAGCCCUCCACACAGUAGGUCUUUUGUAAAAAUGUGUCUGUAGACUACCCAUUUGGCUCCCCUCAAAUGUCAGUGCUCUUGUGAAUCACCUGCCUUUGACCAGUGCCCUGUGACAAAGCUUCUCAAGCUGCAAGACGUAUACCCGCCAUGGUGUGCCAAGGGAGAAACAUGGCGCCUCUUAGAAGUGUCCGUUGGGGGUGGGGGGACGGACAUUAGGAGUUAAAAACAUUGUCUUACUAUUAAAACAAACAUGAACAUUUUAUGAUGUAGAAAGUGAAAUUUGCAUGACUUAAAUAAAACACAACACUUCAAGGACAUUUCUGAGUGGUAGCUGGGCUCUUUGAGUGAUGCUUUCAAUCAGCUGAAGCAGAUGUCAUUUCCUUGGCUGUUGGGGGAGUUAUUUUGGAAAGAUGUGAGAAGGCUUGCUCUAGAGUAUUUUUCAACUUUCAGGCAAUCACAUACCACUUGUACCCCUUAUUCUUUUUUUUUUUUUUAAACCAUAGACUAUGUUUACUAUUACUAACAAUAUAUCUUCUUUGAAUUGACUCAUUUUUUAAACUUAAGCUUAUUUUAAAAGAUAGCCUUAUAUUACUCCAAAAAUGAAAACCAGCACCCUCCUGUUAAUAAAUGGAAGGGAACAGACAUAGGAAUAAUAAGAUUGAAAACAAAGUAAUAUUAAAUUUGACUCAGAUACCACUGCCUUCUAAAGACUCGGAGCUUAAGGCCUGCUUUCUUAUCUUUGAUAACAAGGGAGAUUAGCAAGAGUUGGAGAGGUAUUAAAGACAUAUUAGCACCAACAUAAGUCUUUCUCCUGGAUAUAUUCCACAUGGUUUGAAAGAGAAUUGAAAAAGGAGGUGUUUUUACUUUGUGAGUCCCUCGUAUUAAUGCCAUGUCUGUGAACUAUCUAAGAUGCUGUCUGUAAGCGUCCCCUGAUUUGAGAACAUUGCCUGGACCAGACGGGCUGUCCUAGAGAAGAUACCUGCACUGUCCCAGCAUCAUCCUAAGACCUUCUAAGCCCCACCUUCAGGCCCAACUGGUGGGGCUCAUCUUGGCUCAUCGCACAUCCCAAUCUAGGGCUCGCUGCCUUACAGGAGUACCUUUUCUAACAAUGCUAUAUUUAUCUGGUUAGUUCCUUUUCUAAGUCCAUCUGUGAUUACUUUUGAAAAUGGGGUCAAAGGUAGACAUCUUUAUUCCAUCAGAAAGAAAAAUGUUAGCUUUUUUUGGGUGGUUGUUGACACAUUUCACCCUUUCAGUGGCAUUUUUUUAGUCCUCCCAUAAAAAACCCCAGGGUAAGUAGUGAAUCACCUACAUAUGUCGCGGUGUUGGUGAGACUUUUGUGAACGUUGUUCCCCCUGUUGCCACCAUGGGUAUGGAAAUGGACCUUGAGGAGGGGGCAGAGAUGAUGUCUGUUUUUUAUCGCUACUAUAUCCCCAGCAUGUAAAAUCUAGCCCAGUGUCUGGCCUAUAGUGCUUAAUAAAUGUCCGUUUAAUAAAUGGCAGAGGACUGACGGUCUAGAACAGGGUACCGUUUGGGAUGUUUAGUUAAUGUCAGGAUGUGUCCAUGUGAACAAAGCAGCGAAGAGGCAGAAGACCUGUCUCUCAGCUCUAGCUCCAGUCCACUGGAUUUCCUUCCAACCUUCGACUUCUCAACUGCUUCCUGCCUGCAAAGCCCUCAUAUGUAUUUAUGAAGCACGAAUCCCAGACUGACAGGACAAUACCGCAAUGAACCAACUGAGAAGCAGAAGAUGGAAUGCCACCACGAGAAGCCCCAUGCACCUACUUCCCGGCUCACCUUCCCCCAACAGUUCUUGCACAGGAUCCAGCCCCUGGUCUGAGUUCACCCCCAUCCUUGCUAGUUGUGAACAAAUAAAGAUAAAUAUACUCACAGUCA